AUGGAGGGUAAAAUCCACAAGAAGUACAAAGUGGUGAAGAACGAAGAUGUGAACCAUCGGUACACUAUCAACGACGUAGAGGUGUACUUCCCCUACGAGCUGUACGACUGCCAGUAUAACUACAUGUUGAGCGUUUUGAAUGCACUGAAGAAGAAGGAAAAUGCGAUUUUGGAGUCCCCAACUGGGACGGGAAAGACGCUGUGUCUACUCUGCGCGAGUAUUAGCUACCUGGUGGACGUGAUGGAGAAGAAGGGAGCUUUCUCGGAAAAUAUAAACAUUACGGAGAAUAAAAAGAAUAUAUCAUUCGAUUUUAAGGAGAAUGAAAAUAGUAAAGGUAGCCCAGCGAAAGUUGCCCCCCCGAGUGACUUCCCCAAAAUAAUUUACGCAUCUAGAACCCACAGUCAGUUGAAGCAAGUUAUAAAGGAGUUAAAAAAUGUAUACUUUAUUAAGAACAAUGAAAAAUACAAACUGCUGACAACUAUUUUGGGUUCCAGAGACCAGCUAUGUGUUCACAAUAUUAACUACAACUACAAAGGAACCAUGUUGAAUAAUAUGUGUAAGAGGACGAGGAAGAAUGGAGAGUGCAUGUACCACAAUGGAUUGAAGUACCUAUACAAGUUAAAACAUUUAUUUACUACCCCCAUGGAUGUGGAAACACUUAGCGAGAUAGGAAAGGGGAACUCGGUAGGGCAAAAUAUCCAUUUUUGCCCAUUUUACGCCACGAGGGAAAUUCAGAAUGAAUGCCACGUAAUUCUGCUUCCAUAUAACUACCUCUUCGAAGAAAGCACAAGGAAAAUCCUCAAACUGAACUUAGAAAAUAGCAUCAUUAUAAUUGACGAAGGGCACAAUAUAGAAACUGUUGCAGAAGAAGCGGUGUCCUUCAAAAUUAGGGACUCCGAAUUGAACCUCUUUCUGGAGGGCAUCAAGGCUACGCUAACUGUGCUGGACAAAGUGAACGAUGUUGAUAAGGAAACGAAAGACAAAGUCAAUGUGGACCAACUGUUCAUACUGAAUAGAAGUAUCACAGCGUUGAUCUCCUGGCUGGACAAUGAAAGAUUGGAAAAAAAUGAAAAAAAUAAAGUUAAAGAAAAACAUAAGACCUAUGAAGGGAAACAAAUUUUUGAUAUUUUCGAAAAAAAUAACAUAAACAUAACAAAGGAUAAUUUUGAAAAUUUUCACACUUUGCUGUCAUCCAUGGUGGAAUUACUGAAUAGAUAUAUUAACGACUUUAAGAUCUCACAGAUGGACGUGAAAAAUAUCACCAAGUAUAUCUCUACCAUUGAUAACAUCAGGAAAUCGUUCAGCAUCCUCUUUAGCGAUAUAGUGAGAAAUUGUAUUGAAUAUUUUCAACUGUACAUUAAUGAAGAGAAGGUGGCUUACUCUGAAUGUGGUGAUGUGAACAAAGUGUACGAUAACAUGAAAAAAUUUGCCAAGAAUAAAACCAAAAUUGUGUAUGAUAAGUAUAACUACACCAUGAGCAAGAAUAUAUCACUUUUGUGCUUUUCCGCCACGGCUAGUUUAUGUGGAAUUAUAAAAGAAAAAGUCAAUUCAGUUAUUGUAACGUCGGGUACGUUGUCCCCAAUCGAGCCGUUUUCCAAGCAACUUAGCGGGAAUUAUUUCUCCUUCAAACAUAUCCUUGAAAAUGACCACGUGAUAAAAUCUCAUCAACUAUUCGUUGGCUGUAUGACGCAUUAUAACAAUCAAAUUUUGCUGUCGACAUAUGAAAAUAGGAGCAAUGACAACUACAUGAAAGCAUUGGGGAAUUGCAUUUUCGACUUGAUUAUUUGCAUCCCAUAUGGAGUGUUAAUUUUCUUUUCCUCCUACAGUUCUAUGACCGAAACGGUGAAUGCUUGGAAAAAAUUUAAAAUCUUCGAAAAGAUAAAUUCCUACAAAACCAUAUUCGUGGAACCAAAUAAAGCAGCAGAAUUGAAGGACAUCCUAGAUCAGUACGAAAAUAUUAUCAAGAAGAAAAGAAAAGGAGCCAUUCUUAUGGGAGUUUGUAGAGGAAAAAUCUCGGAAGGAAUAGACUUCAAGGAUGACUGCUGUAGGGGAGUCAUUAUUUGUGGUUUGCCAUAUGGAAAUGUGUAUGACAGCAAAAUUAUUUUCAAGAAGGAAUUUCUCGACAAUUUUAAGUACGAAUCUUCUGGAAAUGAUAUGAUUGGUGGGGCUAAUGGAGGGGGUGUCCAAUCAAACAACACCACUUUAUCGAACAUUUCCAAGGGGAACAAAUGGUACAAUGAAGAAGCAAUGAGGUCGAUCAACCAGUCUAUAGGAAGAGUCAUUCGACAUAAAAAUGACUACGGGUCUAUUUUCUUUUUAGAUUCUAGAUUUUCCAACAAUCAGAGGAUUAAGGAAAUCUCCAAAUGGGUCAGGACUCACUUUCGCAUAUAUAGAGAUAUCGAACAGAUACAAAGUGACAUAGACAAAUUUUUUGAGCUCUUUAAGGGGAUACAACAGAACAAUCUGGACUUAAGCGCUAGUGCAAGUGCGGGGGAGAAUACCAAGGGGGAGUGGAAUAGCAGUAGUGCUAGUGGAAAUACAAGUAGUCAAAUCCAAAAAAUCGGAAAGAAUUUUCAAGACUGCUAUAUCAAGAGCAGUAACGACAAGACCAACAGGAACAAACACUCCAUGGCACAAAACAAGUUUGUCUUUAACCCCAUUAAGAAGAUGAAAAAUCAACCCAAAAUACUUAGCAUGAUACAGAAUAUCACUAAGGGGAAAAACCAGGAGAAGAACAUUUUGAUCGAUGAUAACAAAGACCUGAACAUUUUUAAAAGUGGUGAUGAGGUGGGUGCGGAGCAGGCUGGUGGAGCUAAGCUCAGCAGCACCAAGCAGGACAACACCAAGUUGGACAGCACCAAGUUGGACAACGCCAAGUUGCUCAUUUCAUCAUUUAGAGAAAUCCUAUCGAAGGAUAUCUACGACCAGGUUUUUGAGCUCAUCAAGGAUACCAAGAAGAUGAGCAGCGAAAAUAAGUACGAGUUGAUGAUUAGCAAAAUUUUGGAGCUAGUCGUUCAGAAUUUUGUUCAGGAGAGAAGGGAAGCCUCAGAAGGGGGGAAAGUCGCAAAUGGAUCCGCUAAGCAGGGCGAAGAUGGCAAGGAGGAUUCCCUCAAAGAUACAUACGCCCACUCAAGUGCAACACAACACUUCAACGAUGUAAUGACUGCCCAUCAGUUGAAGAUCGUGUGGCGUAUGCUGGUUAACCUCAUUAACAAUUUUUUUCCAGUUCAAGAAAAGGAAAAAUGUUUUUUUGUCCUUCAGAAGAGGUUUAAGGAGAGGACCACUAACUUUGACGAGUUGGAGAA
This is a messenger RNA of Plasmodium cynomolgi strain B, 3305 nucleotides long. Its product is annotated as DNA repair helicase. The transcript has a single exon. Gene Ontology annotation, biological process: negative regulation of DNA recombination; negative regulation of t-circle formation; telomeric loop disassembly. Gene Ontology annotation, molecular function: hydrolase activity, acting on acid anhydrides, in phosphorus-containing anhydrides; ATP binding; DNA helicase activity. Gene Ontology annotation, cellular component: nucleus. The record is from RefSeq and is a predicted model, not a curated record. The annotation marks the transcript as partial. Lineage: Eukaryota; Apicomplexa; Aconoidasida; Haemosporida; Plasmodiidae.